Messenger RNA from Trichobilharzia regenti, 4333 nucleotides. Lineage: Eukaryota; Metazoa; Platyhelminthes; Trematoda; Strigeidida; Schistosomatidae. The record is from the annotation of a GenBank genome assembly.
GUUGUGUGUUUGAACGGUUGCAGGAUGUUACAGUUCGUAUAGCCGCGCCGUAUAGAUUCCUCCUGAUGGAGCUGUAUCGGCAAUUUCUGCGGGCUGAGGAUGUUAUUAAGGCUAUUUCAAAGCAAAUCGAAGAACACUGUUGGUCUACGCUUCAAGAGAUAUGUAAUACCAUAGGAAAUGUGAAAGUAAUUAGACUCAAUCAGGAACAGAUUGAAAGUACUCUUGCUUUGUCUGCGACUCCGGUGACUCAAAAGCGCCAGGCAAAAGUGAGUAUACACUCUAGCAGGUGUGAACAUAGUCCCUUAAAUCGUACCAAAACGUAUCAAAACUCAGGCUCCAGGUCUCCGUUGACAGUGCUAAAGGACACAGGAAAGUCAAAACGACAACUGAGAAGUAGGAGGAAGAGUAUUAAACAGUCGGUACUGGUAAAUGUUUCCCGAAAGAGUAGGAAUAUUUGCCACCAAAAUGAUUCUCACACCUUGAAAGAGAACACUCCCGAGGCAACAACUGCUGUUUUGGAACAAAAGCGUCGAAUACCGGUGGAUACUUCUGAUUUCGAACCACCUCGCAAACGUGCUAGCUAUAUUAAGCAGAAGACGGUCAGUAAGAGUAAUCAGUCGAGUGCGAGUGAAUUGCCUGUCUCGAGGACUGGGAAAAGAGAAGCAUCUGUCGAUAGACUACUUGAAGAGGAUGAAGACUUACCUGUUGACGUACCUGUUCCUCAAGAACCACCUAAUAGACGUUCGAGUCGGAGUCAAAAAAAGACGGUCAGUAAGAGUAAUCAGUCGAGUGCGAGUGAAUUGCCUGUCUCGAGGACUGGGAAAAGAGAAGCAUCUGUCGAUAGACUACUUGAAGAGGAUGAAGACUUACCUGUUGACGUACCUGUUCCUCAAGAACCACCUAAUAGACGUUCGAGUCGGAGUCAAAAACAGAAGACGGUCAGUAAGAGUAAUCAGUCGAGUGCGAGUGAAUUGCCUGUCUCGAGGACUGGGAAAAGAGAAGCAUCUGUCGAUAGACUACUUGAAGAGGAUGAAGACUUACCUGUUGACGUACCUGUUCCUCAAGAACCACCUAAUAGACGUUCGAGUCGGAGUCAAAAACAGAAGACGGUCAGUAAGAGUAAUCAGUCGAGUGCGAGUGAAUUGCCUGUCUCGAGGACUGGGAAAAGAGAAGCAUCUGUCGAUAGACUACUUGAAGAGGAUGAAGACUUACCUGUUGACGUACCUGUUCCUCAAGAACCACCUAAUAGACGUUCGAGUCGGAGUCAAAAAAAGACGGUCAGUAAGAGUAAUCAGUCGAGUGCGAGUGAAUUGCCUGUCUCGAGGACUGGGAAAAGAGAAGCAUCUGUCGAUAGACUACUUGAAGAGGAUGAAGACUUACCUGUUGACGUACCUGUUCCUCAAGAACCACCUAAUAGACGUUCGAGUCGGAGUCAAAAACAGAAGACGGUCAGUAAGAGUAAUCAGUCGAGUGCGAGUGAAUUGCCUGUCUCGAGGACUGGGAAAAGAGAAGCAUCUGUCGAUAGACUACUUGAAGAGGAUGAAGACUUACCUGUUGACGUACCUGUUCCUCAAGAACCACCUAAUAGACGUUCGAGUCGGAGUCAAAAAAAUGUGUCACAGUCAAAGGAUACAGAUGAAAACGAUAUCCAAUCUGGCGAUCGACGUCCAUUGAAUGUAACUGUAACACUUGAUCGUCAUUCUAAUAAUGCGAAUUUGUGCUCUUCAAAUACCGUAGAAUAUGCUAACUUGAAGGCGAUUCCUGCACCAAGCAAUUUCUCAACUACUACACAACAGAAUAAUGCAAAUAAUAAUAAUAAGAUUAGUAAACUCAAAGUGGAAUCACCUUUUGUGGAUCUAACUAACACCAUACAGAAUGGUGUACACCAUUCUUCCUAUUCAGUUGAUUCUAAAGUAAAGCAUGUUUCAAGGCUUCUUACUGGAAAAAGUCAUCAAACGACUACUUUCGGAAAUAAAAUUGCUAAUGAUUAUAAUAAGUCGCGUUUGUUCUCAUCAGCUGAGAGACUUGGUGGUGUUUCAAGGCUUAAUUCCAUCGGUCGAUCCGUCCAACCAUCAUCAAAAGACAAAAGGGAUUCGAAAAUGAAUUCCAUUAAGGAGAGAAUAUCAGCUAACACUUCGUUAAACCGUUCAUUUGUGAAACAGACUAAUCGACCAAUCUCAUCUAUUUUGUCUGCAAAAGACAAACUACUUGAAGAGAAAAAAAAACUUAUUAUGGAACAUAUUGAAAAGAAAAAUGAACGUUUACGUGCUUUUCAAGAAGAGAAAAGACUAAAAACGGAAGCUCGUAAAAAAGCUAAUGAUGAACGUCUUCUAGCCGUUCAACAGAGAUAUCAACAAUUGUUGCAAGGAAAUCAUUUGCAAGUUAAAAAUCAUCAUUCAAAUCAUUAAAAUAAAAAUAAGGAAUUACAACAAGAAAUACGGCUGACAAUCGUACUCCCUCAAAAAUCCGUGAUACCAUUACUACGGAAACUUCCAGUUGAAUCUUGAUUGAAUCUCUUUACGUUGUUCCACUGGCAACGUUGUGGAUGUUUGUGGUAAAAUGCUCAUGGUAAAAUAAUAAUUUUGCCAGCAGCUCAGCGUUUGUUUUAAGAAAGUAUACUUUUAGUAUACACUCUAACAAUAAUUUGACAAUUUCGAAUAUCCUGUUCUCAGGGAAGUUCUUAUCUUUUUCUUAGCAUCUUUGGUGGUUUGCUGCUUGACUGACAUCCUAACAUGCACAGCUUACUAUUCAUUUUUCAAAUGUAUCCUUUAUAUACGGCUUUUUUCAUGCAGACUCUAGAAAGAACACUGCUAUUGCGUUUACGGCAGUGAAUGCCGUGUCAUGUCAUGUCAUCACUCAAAAAUGUGUUAAUCCAUAUUAGUUUGUUUAUUAGAUGUAUCACACAGUGAAAUAGCAUUAUUUACUGGAUUACCCAGUUUCGAACAGAAUUUAUUGUUCAUAAUCAUAUCACUUUAUAAUCACACGACUUCGAACUUGAGUUUUAUAGUCUUCUUUGUUCUCUCCUAUUUGUCGUCACUGGGGUAGUAGAAUUUUCCAGAUAUCUGGGUGGACAGAUGUUGAAUCAUUCCUAUUACACGUAUUUGCAGUUGAUUCGAUAAACAAAGCUUCUAUUACCAAUUUCUCUCUCCACUCAGCUCUGACGUUAGAUUUGUGUGUAAUUGCAUGUAGUGAGUGCUAUAGCUGAACUAUUCUCUAGAUUUCUUAUCUUAUUUGGGUCAGCUAAUCUAGAUUUUGCUAGGUUUUUAUGUUCGGCUAGUCUGACUGCCCCUGUUCUACAAGUUUGACCUAUGUAUCGGCCUGAUAAUCAUUGCAGACAGGGUAUUAGAUCAACUAAAUUGUUUUGUUUAAAAAGUCCACAGGAUUGAUCCUUUAACCGACAAAGCUUGUUUCUAAUUGAAUUUGUGAGUUUAAAUGCCACUUUUAUAUGUUACUUAAGCAAUAACUGUCUCUUCAUCCUUUGUCGUCUGUGUGUCGGACAAGUGGUAAGGUGCAUAUUGUGUGUGUAUAUCUAUCAAGGUAGACACUAUUCUUAAAACACGCUGUUUCAAUUUGAAUUUAUUUCAGGAAAAUCUUCCAACUACUGCAAGUACGAAUGUACAAGCUAAGCCAUUACAGGCCGCUACUACUACUAAUAAUAAUAAUCCAGCGAAAAAGUGUUUAGUAAGCCUAAUUACUAAAGAUCACAAUAAUAUACUAAAAAUGCAAAACAAACCUGUUAGUGUAAUUAACCCAGCUCAACCAGCAAGCAUUCAGAAAGUUCACACAAAUCAACCUGUCGGAGUACUGCAAGUACAGAAGAAAGUGGUUGAGCCUAAUGCAGUACCAGUAGUCGAGGAACCUUUCAAUAUAUCAAAGUUGAAUUCAGAUUCGGAAUCAGACGAUGAAGAUUCAGGUGGUCAUUGUCCAGAAUGGUGUCGUAAAGGCAAUACUGAUCUGAUGGAUGCAUUUUGUGAUUCGCAUUCAAUUAAAAUGAAAUGGCAAGAGGAAUUCCUGCCUGCAUCAAUGCUACCAUUCAGUAUUCCUGAAAUAUUCCGUGAUUUUAAGUAUACAUUGAAACCACGUACAAGUAGUGCAAUAUGGGAUGAAAGUCCUUGCCGUAGUCGAAGCAAUUCUAUGAAUCAUUCUGGUUCAACAAAAAUCCCUUUACCUUUAUAAGAUAUUCUUUUUUCAAUUCGUAAAUUUUCUGUUCUGUUCUACUUUCCAAAUGAUAUAUAUAUAUGUGUGUGUUUAUUACUUUAUUACUAUAAUAUUUUCAAAUUUGUUGUUGUACAUUCAUGUUAGAUAAAGAAUAUAUACAUAUAUUAAUGUCUUU